Messenger RNA from Cyprinodon tularosa, 1922 nucleotides. RefSeq lists its product as uncharacterized. The coding region runs from base 69 to 1130 and encodes 353 amino acids. NCBI's taxonomy places the organism in Eukaryota, Metazoa, Chordata, Actinopteri, Cyprinodontiformes, Cyprinodontidae. The transcript has 3 exons. The record is from RefSeq and is a predicted model, not a curated record.
GGACACCAGUUGUUCCCCCUGUGCAUAGCUGCACAGAAUCUGAGCAGCAAUGGCACAAGCCACGAACAAUGGGUGUCAGGCCAGGGCCUAUCAAGUCCAUGGUCUUCACUAAGCCAGUACCAAACAGGAUGGUGCAGACUGGAGUGAGAAGUGGAUUCUACAGAGGUAUGGUGGGUCCCUUGCCAGACCCCUGUAUGUUCAGAAUUGAGGAGGUAUAUGCUAAAUUCAGCAUGGAGGACAGGCCACUCGUAACCACAAUGAACAUGGGACCUGACAAGCCCCUUGUGGAAAGUGCCUUUGGGCUGGUGCAGAGGGGCAGUGUUCUUUCUUACCAAAAGCCAGCACUGACAUCCCGGCAUAUCACACUCCACCAUGACGCACCACCAACCCCACACUUGCCUCUAGAGGAUUACACCAUAUUGCCAUCUGACUGUGCGUUUGUGUGCUCUGAAGAGGAGCUACUACAUCUCAGCAGCUUGACCGUGACAAUGGAGAUGGCUCACAAAAUUGAGCAGGCUACACGUGAGCAAAGCUCUUGCUCUGAGUGGCAUCUUCUCCGCCGACCAAGGGUGACUGCAUCUAGGUUUCGCGAGGUGUGUCAUGUCAGAGGCCAGAGCUCUGCAGAGUCACUUGCAGAGCGCAUAUUAAAGGGAACAAAGCAGACAGCAGACAUGAGGAGGGGUGCUGAGAUGGAGCCAGCAGUAGCAGCUGAGUACAGUCAGCUUAUAAAUGUUAAUUAUGCACCUUGCGGUCUUGUCAUCCACCCUGCUACACCCUGGCUUGCUGCGUCCCCUGAUGGUGUUGUUUUUGACCCCACUGAAUAUCCCCAGUUUGGACUUGUUGAAUUCAAAUGCCCAAAUGUGCACAACUUCAUUGACUGUAAAUAUGUACAAAUGGAACGUGGUUCCCCUCAACUUAAGAAGAGCCAUGCGUACUACUGGCAAGUGCAAGGACAGCUGCUCAUCACAGGGAUGCAGUGGUGCGACUUUGUUGUGUGGGCGCAGGAGGACUAUCUUGUGCAACGAAUAUUUGUAGAUCCAGAACUUCAGAGAGCAAUCAGAGAUAAAGCAGACCAUUUCUUUUUCUACACAUACAUGCCAAAAUACCUGUGUCUGAAAAAUGAGCAAUGAAAGCAGAGGAAAACCCAAGCUGCACCCUAACUCUCAUACAAUGCACUACAUAAAAUGUGUCCUAAUCAGUUUAAUUGUGUGAAUAAAUUGUGUUAAGAAUGCACACUGAAUACUGGGGCUCUUAAAUUAACAGCUGACAAAUCUAUCACAGUUACAGUUGUGUGAAAAAGUAUUUUUCCCCUUCCUGGUUUCUUAUUUUUUGCAUGUUAGUCACACUUAAAUGUUUGUGAUCAUCAAACAAAUCUAAAUGUGAGACAAAGAUAACACAAGUAAACAGAAAAUGCAGUUUUUAAAUGAAGAUUUUUAUUAGUAAGGGAGGAAAAAAAUCCAAACUUAAAUGUCCCUGUGUGAAAAAGUGAUUGCCAGACAGAUCUCAGUUACUUGGUUUUUACAUUUUACCUGAUUUUCUUUUGGAUCGCAGCAUGUCUAACUUUUGAGGAUCUUUUGGUCUAUUAGUGAUUUCUUGAUUGAGAACAGGUGUGGCAGUAAUCCAGCCUAGAGAAAUUGAACUCAGCUUUCCAAAGAUGUGAUAAACCACAGUUUAUUUAUGUUUUAACAAGGGGGGGAAUCACUUUUUCACACAGGUAUUGUUGGUAUUAUAUCCUUCUAUAUUUCCUGAUAAAUGUCAGUCAUUGAAACAUGUGAUUUGGUAGAUUAAGGCACUUGAUUUUACACAUUUAUCCCAUAUGUUAGAGUUCAGACAUACUAAAUGUCCAAUAGUUUUAGCAUUUUCAAUAGCUAAUUGAUGUUUUAUUUGACACACUUUUUCAGAGUCUUAAGUAAAAACAUGAA